CUACAUUUCUUUGGUGAAAAAAAACCCAAAUUAGCAUUUAUUAUUUAGUCUAUAGGAAAGUUAUAGAGUUCACAAAUUAUGGGAUAUAUCUGAAAAUUGAUCAAUCCUGAAGUACUGACAAUCUAAUUUCUUGAGGCCCAAAAAUGUCAGAACAGUACAGAUAUCCCCCAAAUUAUCCCUUUUUGCAAAGUAGACAGUCUGACGUAUGUCAUAACAGGCAUGGCAAGUUUUUUGAAGUUGUCAUUUUUUUUGUCAUAAAUUUUUGUAAAAUGAAGAAAUUUUCUUUUACAUACUGUCAC
This is a messenger RNA of Staurois parvus, 299 nucleotides long. Lineage: Eukaryota; Metazoa; Chordata; Amphibia; Anura; Ranidae. The record is from the annotation of a GenBank genome assembly.